UAGGUCCAAUCCAAUACUUUGCAUUUUCCAUAGCUAAAAUCAGGGCUAUAAAAAUCCGAAUCCUCGCCGAGUGUAGGGUUUCCGAUUUCCCCCGGUUCUUCUUCCUCCGCCCCAAAGUACCUCAAUUAAUCUUCAUUUAUGACGGUAAAGCCGUUUCGAAUUCGAGGAAUUAAGUGAUCAAAUCCAUUUUUUAUGGAAUUCGGCUGUGGAUUUCCCGGAUUUAUUAUUUUUUUUCCUGGAAUUCUUGCUAGAUUUUGCCUCCAUGAGCUGGAAUGAUGGUUGGUUGUUCUCGAUCUUGAUCUGAAUUGGAGAACCUCGCAAUCGUAUUUGUAAAUUUGGUGAUGGAUUUGGAAAGUGAGUGUUCGGCGCUGGAAUCUGUGGAAGAGAAUGAAAAUGUAACACCUGAAAGAAACAAGAUUGAGAAUAAUGGGUUACUGGUUGGUGAAUAUGGCGAUGAUAAGUUAUUGAUCGAUACCAAACUGGAGGAUGUUGGAGUUACUGAGUCGGUGAGUUCGCCUCCGUUUAUCGAUAAGUCUCCAGCCGGUUCUGUUGGGACAUCACCACCGGCGACAACAAAAGGGUACGGACUGAAGAAAUGGAGGCGGAUCAAGAGAGAAGUUGUCAAGGAUGGAAGUAGUAGCGUAGAUACAAGUAAGAUUUUGAAGCGGGGUUUAUCAACAUCUGCAGUGAAUUCUGGUAAACCUCAGGGUUUCUCUGGUGAGACAAGGCCCAAGAGUGAUGGCUCUUUGUCAUCCACGGAUGCAGUAUUGAAAAGUCUGGGUGUUGCUGGAGAUGGUUUUGCCUUGUAUGGCUCCAGUAUAGAUUCUGGGUUUGCAGUUGGACCCUCUUUUGCUGCUGGGGCGGAUUCUGAGAAUAGUGAGGAUCGGAGUAGCAAAUCCUCAACAGCAGCCAGCGCACCAAAGUUAAGGCAUGAGAUGGCUGCUAUGGUGGGAUAUGCACGCGAUAAGAAUAGGAUCAAGAAUUCAAAUGCAAAGAAUUUGGUUAAUCCAGUUCAACGGGGUCAACAGGGAAAGCAGGGAAAGAGUCGGACUGAGACCAGUAAGAAGCCUAGAGGAGACCGGGUCAAAAUCGAGAAGGAAAACUCUCAUUCCAGCAUGGAAUCUGACUCACGAAGCUCCAACUUUGUCUUCAUGCAGGGUGCAAAUAGUGUGACUAGUAAUGGAAGGCAAAGUGCAAGGUCAACGAACUAUGAUGGAGAAAACAGUGAUGAAGCUCAGGGUGGUGAAGAACACUUGAGUGUGGAACUUCAAGCAGGUUACAGAAAAGAAAAUGUGGCAGAAUUGGAAGAUCUAUCUCAAGAAGAUUUGGCUGCUGAAUCUUGGGAGGUUAAAGAAGAAAAAGUUGAGAACCAUAGGUCAUCAACAGAUCAAGAUCCUCUAGUGGAAUCUAUCCACUCAUUGCAGUCUGUACAGGAAGAACUUGAAAAAGAGCUUCAGAAAUUAAGAGAGAUUGGGGCUGAACAUGAUUCACUUUUCAAUGAUUCUACCCGGGGAAAUAGUUUACCUUCAGAGUUUGCUUCGUUUGAUUCAAAAAUCCCUGAGGCAGGCUUAUCUGAUCUGUUGCCCUCUGGAGGCAUCGCCCAAAGUUAUUUGCAUCCUUUGGAAACCGAGGAUGUAAGCUUAAAAGCGAAUGUAAAUCCGUUGGAAGGCCUCCUUGAAGAGGCAAACACCAUGCUCAAAGUAAAGGAUGACAAGAUUGUUGAACUUGAGGAUGCUCUAAGGAGUAACGAGCCACUCUACGAGAUGGAGAGUGACUUUGAGGGCCUCUUCAAGCAAAAGAUUGAAGCUGAGGUCGAGUACCUGGUAAUAUCAACAGCAAUCCUAAAGCUGAGAGUUAGCGCAGUGGAUGAGGCCACACACUUUGAGAAACAGAAUACUAUAGCCUCAGAACAAGCUCGAAUGCUGAAUGAGCUGGGAGAUGUAGAAAGCAAGGCUGCGAUGCUGAAGAGACAAGCUGUGAAGUUAGAGACUUAUUGCAAUGAUAUGGAAGGGACGGACCAGGUUUUAAAGCUGCAGAAGAAGGUAUGCAAGGAAGGUUCUUACUUCUUCAUGCAGCUGAUACUGCUGCUCGUAGUUUUUGCUUACUGUUUCUUGCAGUUGUCGCCCCAUUCUGCGGGGUUCGUACCCACUUAAUUUUGGGAAACAGUUAGUUUUUUUUUUUUUUCCAGCUUUUUCCGAGCAAAUAUUGGAAUAUUCCACUUAGUUGCUGCUUUUGCUCUCCGUGUCCUCCUGUAUCAUUCCAUCUUUCUGACCAAAAAUGCUUUAGUCUGGUUGUACCAUUAUUCCAUAUCUAUGAGCAAAUGUUUGGAAUGUUAUGUUUUA
Molecule: messenger RNA, 2342 nt
Organism: Diospyros lotus (date-plum)
Lineage: Eukaryota; Viridiplantae; Streptophyta; Magnoliopsida; Ericales; Ebenaceae
Product: WPP domain-interacting protein 2
Exons: 3
Coding region: 342-2153 (603 amino acids)
Source: RefSeq, a predicted model, not a curated record